AUGACUUCUCUGUUCGGCGGUAAAUCCAGCACGCCGACGCGUGACCCUGCGGAAACGGCCGUCCGUCUCGAGCAGCUGAAGAGCUCCAUUCAAAAUCAGCUCGCAUUACAGAACGUGCAGGAAAUCAUGAACAAACUCACCGAAAAGUGCUUCACGAAGUGCAUCACGAAGCCCGGCGGCGCGCUCUCCGGCUCAGACGAGAAAUGCCUCUCGAACUGCAUGCAGCAAUAUCUCAGUGCAUACGACAUUGUCAAUGCAGCCUAUGUUUCGCGUCUCCGGAAGGAGCGGUUGGACCAGCAGGCAUCGUUGGAACAGCAAUCAUCUCUAUAG
Messenger RNA from Trametes versicolor FP-101664 SS1, 330 nucleotides. RefSeq lists its product as uncharacterized. The coding region runs from base 1 to 330 and encodes 109 amino acids. Lineage: Eukaryota; Fungi; Basidiomycota; Agaricomycetes; Polyporales; Polyporaceae. The record is from RefSeq and is a predicted model, not a curated record. The transcript has 5 exons.